CACGGAAGGGAGACUACUUCAAGGGUUUAGAAUUAUUCUGGUUUCGUACAGUUUCUUGUAAGAGCAGUACUUGAAAACAACAGAGUUCGCCAGAUCGUGUUAAUUACAGUGCAAUUUGUGAUAUCCACCAACGAAAUUAUGGCAUCGACAUUAAACACGUUCGUGAAUUACUUCUCCAACAGACUGGAGUCCCCCGUUAGACAACACCUGAAGAAUGUCUACGGUUGUCUGUCCAUGUCAACAUUGGCUGCAGCUGCAGGCGCCUAUGUUCACAUGUUCACAGAGCUCCUGCAGGCCAAUUUGUUGACAAGUCUCGGGACCGUGUUCUUACUCCUCGCUUUAGUCAGCACACCAGACAAUGCGAAAAAUCAAAAGUCACGGCUCGGCUACCUGUUGGGAUUCGCAUUUUUGUCUGGCAUUGGCUUAGGACCUCUACUUCAAUUUGCCAUAAGCGUUGAUCCAACUAUCGUAGUGUCUGCAUUGAUGGGUACAGCCGUUGUAUUCGUAUCAUUCAGUCUCUCGGCUCUCCUGGCUGAAAGGGGAUGCUGGUUGUACCUUGGCGGCACCUUGAUCAGCUUGCUGAACACCAUGGUAUUGUUUUCAUUCAUCAACCUAUUCCUCCGUUGGACCUUCUUCUACCAAAUCCACUUGUACGUCGGACUAUUCUUGAUGUGCGGUUUCGUCAUCUACGAUACGCAGUUGAUCAUUGAGAAAGUCCACAUGGGCAACAAAGAUUUCAUUAUGCACUCGUUAGACUUAUUUAUGGAUUUCAUUAGCAUUUUCCGCCACCUUGUCAUUCUUUUGACGCAAAAGGAAAUUGGGAAGGAGCAGCAACGUAAACGCAAAGAUUAAACGCGAGUGAAGAAGGUUGUAAAGUAUCAUACCAUUGAAGUAAAUCCAUGAAUUAGAGAUCUUCAUCUAAUCUAUCCAUAUGUAAGACGUAUAUUAACUAUGAUAAAAAAAAAGUGAAUUCAAAUAAUACAGCUUAUCGAGUUACAUCGGAAAAUUGUUUAGGAGAGGCAUUAGCCGAAAGGACGCAAUUGUAUUUAUUUCGAAUCA
Messenger RNA from Ceratina calcarata, 1059 nucleotides. It is a transcript of the gene BI-1, whose product is annotated as Bax Inhibitor-1. Gene Ontology annotation, molecular function: enzyme binding. The record is from RefSeq and is a predicted model, not a curated record. The transcript has 4 exons. Gene Ontology annotation, cellular component: mitochondrial membrane. Gene Ontology annotation, biological process: negative regulation of endoribonuclease activity; negative regulation of apoptotic signaling pathway; negative regulation of RNA splicing. Bases 139 to 852 code for a protein of 237 amino acids. Lineage: Eukaryota; Metazoa; Arthropoda; Insecta; Hymenoptera; Apidae.